ACACAGGAAGAUCCAGUCUGAACGUGCAAGGUCACUGCUUCGUGACCGGACAAGUUCUUCCAGGUUGUCAUUCAAGACCGACCAAAACCUCCGCUGCCUCCUCCCAUUUCCCGGAGCUCCGCGGUUGAACCGGUAGUUUGGGUUGAAAAGGAACAACACCCGGAAACACUGAAGACUCGUCGGUCUGCAGCAGCUGGUCGUUGCGGGGUCUGCGGGGCUGGCGCGGUUUGAGACACAAAUCAAAGUCAAAGGUGCAAGGAUGGACACCCAUAGCCAGGUUGUGGACAGGUUGCGGGUGGCGUUUCGGUCAGGCGUCACAAUCCAAGAGCAGUUUCGACGAACACAGCUGAACAACCUCAUAUCAAUGUUGAAGGAAAACGAGGAACAGAUUAUAAAUGUGCUGCACAAAGACCUCGCCAAGCCAAAGUUUGAAGUCGUCCUGUCCGAGGUUGAUAUUGUGAUCAAUGAGCUCUACUUUGCCAUCGCUAACUUGAAAAGCUGGAUGAAGCAGGAGUAUGUCUCUAAAAACCUGGCCACAAAGCUGGAUGACUGUUUUGUACGGAGAGAACCAUUAGGAGUUGUUUUAAUCAUUGGGGCUUGGAACUACCCCCUGCAACUUCUUAUCUUACCCAUGGUUGGAGCCAUUGCAGCAGGAAACUGUGUGAUCGUCAAGCCUUCAGAGAUCAGUGCUGCCACAGCAAAUCUGAUAGCAGAACUCAUCCCCAAGUAUCUGUCUCAGGACUGUUAUGCAGUUGUUCAGGGUGGAGCAGAGGAGACCAAAGCACUUCUGCAGAACCGCUUUGACCACAUCCUUUACACAGGUUCUCAGAAUGUGGCACGCAGUAUCCUGCAGGCAGCUGCAGUCCACUUGACUCCAGUGACCUUGGAGCUGGGUGGCAAGUGCCCGUGCCUCAUAUAUGGUCAGGUGAACCUCGCAGCUACUGCUCGCCGCUUGGUGUGGGCAAAGUAUUUCAACUCUGGCCAGAGUUGCGUAGCGCCGGACUACGUGCUGUGUUCACCGGCUGCACGGGACGCCCUGCUUCCUGAACUGCGUAUAGCCAUAAAGGAUUUCUAUGGCGAGGAGCCUCAAGCCUGUCCCGACCUGUCCCGCAUCGUGUCCCUCCGACACUGGACGCAUGUGAUGGAACUGCUCGGGAGGUCCAAAGGCAAAGUUGUUGUGGGAGGAGAGAGCGACCAGGAGGACAAGUACAUAGACACUUUCUACAUCCAGACACUAGGCUGA
This is a messenger RNA of Paralichthys olivaceus (Japanese flounder), 1243 nucleotides long. NCBI's taxonomy places the organism in Eukaryota, Metazoa, Chordata, Actinopteri, Pleuronectiformes, Paralichthyidae. The record is from RefSeq and is a predicted model, not a curated record.